Molecule: messenger RNA, 1165 nt
Organism: Colletes gigas
Lineage: Eukaryota; Metazoa; Arthropoda; Insecta; Hymenoptera; Colletidae
Product: guanine nucleotide-binding protein subunit beta-like protein 1
Exons: 5
Coding region: 204-1148 (314 amino acids)
Molecular function (GO): protein binding
Source: RefSeq, a predicted model, not a curated record
CAAAAUAGUGUGAUGAAAUUUAAGUUUUGACUAAUCCAAAUAUGGAUUUAGAAGUAUAUGGCUGUUAACAUAUUUCAUAGCCAAUUUAAAGGGACAAGAUCAGCAGGUAAAGCUGGUUCAGGAAGAUCAGUUCUUCGAAAAUUGAUAAAAGCUUGAUUUGUAGUGUGAAUAUUAAAGUUAUAAAUUGCAGAAAUUUUGUUUCAAUGGCUAUACCUUCUCCGGACCCAGUGUAUCUUUUUCGCGGUGAUAUGGGAUGCAUUCAUUGUAUUCGUCUUCAAUCGAACUUCGAUGUAGAACACCUUUUUGUGGGUACUACAACAGGCAAAGUACAUGUUUGGGAUUUAAAAACAAAUCGAGAAUUAUGCCAGAUUGAAUCAGGGCAAGAUUCUUGUUUAAGUUUACAAAGUUUAAAUGACAAGGAUUUAUUCGUACAACAUAAAUGUGGAGUAAUAAAAGCGUAUAAGAAAACAGAAUCCCAAUGGAGCUUGUACAAAUCUAUCGAUAUAGACUUUUAUCACUAUUGCAGGUUUCAAGCAUUUUCCCAGAAUGAAAUAUUUGUACCGCUUAAGGAAUCCAACAUUGGAAUAUUGUCAUCCGAUACAUUUAACAUAGAGUUGAAAUUGAAUCCUUCAAACUUAAAAAACCUGGGAGAUGUAAUGGUGAUUAAACCAUUGAAAAAUGAAAGGUUGGUCUUUGUUGGGUACGAAGGAGGCAAAGUAAUUCUAUGGGACGUAAGGCAAAGAAGUAUUUUAAGCUACUUGACCACAGAUUCAUGCCCCAUGGCUUUGGAUUUUGAUAGUGCUUUAAUGAAAGGAAUUGUUGGUAGUCCCACCGAUCAAUUGCAGAUAUUUGCUUUAUCAGAAAGUCAUUUACUGUGCAAUAAAGUCAAAGUUACGUUGAAAAAUUCUGGUACAUCUGUGAUUGCUAUAAGACCAGAUGCCAAGAUAGUAGCAGUUGGAGGGUGGGACAGUAGAGUUAGAUUAUAUUCUUGGAAAAGUUUAAAACCACUAGCUGUUUUAGACCAACACAGAGACACUGUACAAGAUAUUGCUUUUUCCUUAAUGAGGGUAAAUACAUGCAAUGAUAAAUAUCUGAUGGCAACAGCUGCAAAAGAUGGAUAUAUCGCAUUGUGGGAUAUUUAUAAUUAAAUUUUGUAUAAAUUUUG